Molecule: messenger RNA, 8810 nt
Organism: Caenorhabditis auriculariae
Lineage: Eukaryota; Metazoa; Nematoda; Chromadorea; Rhabditida; Rhabditidae
Source: the annotation of a GenBank genome assembly
AUGUCGAUGACUAACACCUCGGAAGAGUCGUCGUCGGGCUCUUCUGGCGACGGCGUCGGCGUUUUUCCCGACAUCCGACGCGAGGACAUCGACGUCGGCCCGAGCCUCGGCGUCGGCACCUACGGCGCCGGUCUAGUCCUUCCGAAGACGUCAAACGCCAGAAUGUUUCAGUUUUCAGUGGCACCUGGCAUCCGUGGGCCAACGCCAACAGGGUCGUCGCCUUGAAGAAGGUCUUCGUUUUGGCCAAGGAGGUGAGGGAUUGGAAGUACUGACCAGGGAAUGGUCUCUGGUCGCAUCUGGACUUCUGAAUGAGACACAGAUGUAGUUUUUCACGCUGAUUCCAAAUCUGGCCUCAAAAACGGCCGAUAUCUGAAAAAAGUUAUGGACCCUCAAAAGUCGAAAACUUCCAUGCCUCCGAUUGAGCUCUUUCUUGAGCAUAUGUAGAUCUCGUUCUUCUGACAACACGAAUUACUUCUCUCCAAAAAGUUUGUAGGCCUAGAUAUGAUCUUUCAAAGCUCCGCCGAAGGUAAGGGAAUGCAAGCGCGAUGUCGUAUUGCGUUCCGCCGGAAAUCAGCGGCAACGGCAUUGUGGCGCAGUGGAGAAGAUGGCGGAAUGAUAGAAGAAAGGUUAUUGGUUCGGUCCCCGCGCUGAGCAGUUUUAUUUUUGCCAUUUUUUUUCUUUUUGAACAUUUUCGUGUAACUGCUCCUUUUUUGAGUUUGGAAGCGUAGAAAUAUGAAAAAACUUCGUUUUUUCGACUUUUGACGGUCCGUAACUUUUUUCACAGAUCUCCUCGGCAGUUUUUGAAACCGGAUUUAAAAUAAGCGUGAAAAACUACAUUAGCUGGUCUCAUUCAGGAGUCCCACCACGGCCGGAGACCAUUUCCUGGUCAGGAAGUUUUAAUACCACUUUUGAGCACGUAGAAUAUGAUGGGGUAUUCUUAUUAACUCCAGAAAGCCGAGGAGUUUCUUGGCCUAAGCUUCAAGGAUUUUGUUACAGCUUUUUUAGAAGGGAAAGUAGUUUUCUGGCUUCAUCUGGUUCCAUAGCGUCUCAAGGAACAACGGGAAGAGUUGAUGGAAAAAUUGAAAAAUAAAUUUCUCCUAACUCUUUUCUAUUCGCUCAAAAUUAAAUAAUUAAGAGCUAAUUCCAGGCCGAGAUCCUCUCGAAAAUCCGCCACAAGAACAUCAUCCAGUUCUACGGGGUCUGCAAGUCCGAAAACGACUUUCUGAUAGUCACUGAAUGUGCUGAGAAUGGCUCUCUGUACGACCAUAUCCACAAAAAGGAGAAUCAGCAGCACGACGCCUUUGAUCAAGUCCUGAAAUGGGCGUUGGAGGUGAAAAUUAAUGACGAAUUUUUAGUUUUUGGAAUCUGGAAUCGUUUGAUUUUUCUCAACUUAGAGGCCGAGGGACAGGAAAAACGGGGUUUCAGGUGAAAGCAUUUUGUAGAGCUUUUCAUUGCGAAUCGAACGAUAUACUCGAAAAAAACACGAAAGUUCCUAUUUUCUCAGAAAAAAUUGUUCGAAUUCAGCGAGAAAAGGUUUGAGCUCCCGCCAAAAGGCCGUUUCGCAGUAAGGUUGCUCUAUGGACAACAUGCAAAUUUUCUCGGUUUCGCUUUUUUCUUCGUUUUUUUUGUCAUUUUUUCUGUUGUCAUCUCAAACCUCGUUUUUUACUGCGCCUAUGACUUUGAAUUCGGACUGGGAAAAUAGAAAUCGGUACGAAUGAUGUGGUUCAAAAAGGAACUCCCUCAAGGCUCUAGAAAAUGAGAAGAAUGGUUUCAGAUCGCCCGCGGCGUGCACUACUUGCACUACGACGCCGUCACCACCAUCAUCCACCGAGAUUUGAAAUCGAAAAAUGUUGUUCUGGACCACAACUUUGUCUGUAAAAUCUGCGACUUUGGAACGUCUAAAGAUUUGACUCACUCUUUUACGGCCCCGACUUGGGGCGGGACUGCGGCUUGGAUGAGGUGGGUAGCGAAAGAAGGAGGGUAGGAAUAACUACAGAGAAAGAACAAUAUUAAAAUAAUAGCCGUGAAAAAAAUUAUAUUCGUGAAAAGAAAGGUUUUUUCACGUGAAGUGGGUUCUUAAAAGCUCACGUUUUUCUCAAUUUUUUCCUUUUCAAUCAAAAAUUCAUGACAAAUCCAAUUCAAUGUGAUUAGUCCGAAUACAGCUUCUUUAGAACGUCUUGAACUAAAACUUGGUGAAAAAGGCCAAAAAAUUAUAUUUAUUUAGACAUCCAGGGUUGUAUAAAUUUCAGAAAAUAAAAAUUUUGCGGUGAAGUAUCCAGAAAAUAGACGCAAAAAUUAGUUUAGUCGAAAAAUGAGGGGUUUUCUAAAUGUAGGAGCUUGAUGUGUGUUUAUGGGAUUCUAGAAAAGUCAUUUUUUUCCUCAAUUUCCCCUAUUUUUUAUUCAAAAAAAUCAAUUAUUAAUCUUCAAAAACUUUUGACAGAUCCAAUUUCAUAUGAUGUAGUCCGUAUUCAGCUCUCUUUAAAAUGUUUUUGAACUGAGAUUUGGGCAAAAAAAAUUUUAUUUUUCUCAACCCUAACCUAAAUUUCAGAAAUGCAUGCAUUUAAAAAAAUGUCCAUAAAUUGAAAAAGUUUAAAAAAAAAAAAAUCAAAAAAUGGCCUUUUUUUCGAGAUUUGAUCCCAUAAAAUCCUUUUUUUUCCAUGGUUUGAAACGCCUGUAAGCCGAAUUUUCGCGAAGUGUUUCUGGCGCCAGUUCAAAAAUCAUGACGUUCUUGGACACUUAUUGGAAAAAAAAACCUACUUUUUUAAAAAGUUUUUGUUGUAAAUUUCCUAAUUUUUUAUCACUAAAAAGCUGUGGGAAAUCUGAAUUUAGCCUUCCUGAAAAGUAGUUGAACUUUCAGCCCCGAAAUGAUCCUCCAAACCGAGGGAAUCACGACCGCGACCGACGUCUGGAGCUACGGCGUCGUCUUGUGGGAGAUUUUGAGCCGCGAAGUUCCCUACAAGGACUACACCGAGUACCGGAUCUACAGCCUUAUCACGCAGUCCGGCGUCACCCUUGCCAUUCCCGAUUCUUGCCCGCCACAGUUGUCACAGUCCGUUUUUAAUGUCUGAUAUGGAAAAAAGGUUCAAAAUAGGAAAAUGAACCGGGAAAAUCUUUUAAAAAAUUUUUUAAGCGUUGCACUGCUUAAGCCGUGCUCAAACACGAAAUUUAAGAAGAAAGCCGUUAGAGAAGAGAAAAUAUAACUAGAUUUUGGAGAGGCAGAGAUAGUUUUGCGUUUUGCGACAUCGCUUUAAAUAAAGCAUAAAAGUGAUUCGAACAAAGCGAUUGAAAAAAUGCUCCGAAAUAAAAGUGAAAAAGGAAAAAAAUGAGCCGAAACUCGGCUUUCGAGGCGUUCAGAGGCGUAUUGAAAUGAAGCGGACAUGGAAAAAGUACUUUUGGACCUAAAAGCUUGAAAUUUUCAUUUCGAGUUGUAAAAAAUAUCACAAAAACGUUUUACGCUCUCAUGUUCCAUUGAAAUUUGAAAUUUCGUUUUUGCGAAUUAAAAUCCAGACUUCCAAUAUAUAAAUCUUCAGAAAAAAGCUCAUAAAAUCUUUUUUUUUCAAAAUGGAAGCCCAGAAAUUCCUAUUUCAAAGCGUUUUUUCGUUUCGAAUGAGCUUUUUCAAUUUUUCUUCUCAAAAAAGUGUCAAAGUUAAUAAAUUUAUGAAUUUUCAGACUCCUCCACAGCUGCUGGAAAAUGCAGCCGAAGGAUCGGCUGACCAUGAAACAAAUCCUGAAGACGUUGACGACGAUGGAAGAGAACCCGAAAAUUCACGAAGCCUGUGCGAAAUCUCUGAACGCCGACGACUGGAAAGCCGAGAUCCGAAAACAGAAACAAGACGUUGAAGUGAAAAAAAGCCCUGAAAGGAUUCAAACACCGGAAAACUUCCAGAAAAUGAAGCAGGAUUUGGACAAACGACGAGAAAAGCUGGAAAAUCGGGAGCGCGCCUUCGAACUGAGAAUCAAGCUGAACAAUGCGGCGAUAGGUACCUGAAAGAUAGAGAGAGUUUGGUUCGAACAGUGGAAAAAAAUUAUUAAUAAUGUUUUUUUAUUGCAUGAUGACUUUUACAAGAAUAAAUUACAAGAAAAAAAUUAUCAAGAAAGAAAAAAAAGUAUAAACUAAAAAUCUGUGUCUUUUUUUCAGGAAAAAAAUAGACAAAUCCCAUAGUUUAUUUUUUUAAUAAUUGAAGAAAUAAAACCUCGAAACUAAUUUUUAAAACCAUCAAAAAAAGAGAAAAAAAAUAAAAAAAUCUACGACGCUCCGUUCAAACGCGCUCCAUUGAGAAUAACUGGGGCGAUAGCUUUAGGGUUUUUUUCCAACGAUUUUUUUCAUAAUUAUUUUCAGAAAUUAUUUUUUUACUUUUUUUAAUUUAUGAUUUCUGUUGAACUUCAAGUGGAAUACAAGCAAAAAAACAUGACUUUUUCUCGUAAUAAAGCUUGAUAUUCGACUUGAAGAAAAUUUGAACUUUUCGGGCUGAAUCGGCCAUUUUUGCUUAAGGUCUCCCUAAGGCCAGGCCGGUCUAAAACAUUUUUUUUACCAUUUUACAUCUCUGCGGCCGUUUUGAAACUUUCUUUUGUUAAGAAUCAGCGACCCAUCUCCCUGAAGACACUCGCCAGUGGAAUGAACACAACACGGCGGCUUGGAUCGGCGGCAUUUUGAGUCGAGUAGGCAAGUUUCGGAAAUUCACAAGAUGUGUCGAAAUAAAAUAUACUGCAGGACUGGACGGCCACGCGUUGACUCGAAUCAAGUCGACAGUAUUUCGGAACAGAAUCACUGGAAAUCGAUUACUGGAAAUUUCUCAAAAUGAUCUGGAAAGGCUUGGGGUGGGUAUAGUAUGUUGGAAAGUCUUUGCUGUUCUAUUUGUACCUAUCUAGAAAGAUCUUUUUCUUUGUUAUAUGUAGUCCGUUUCUCGCUACUUGCAAGGGCGGGACUUGUCUGCGCUCUCCUUGUCUCUCAUGUUUACGUGCUGUUUUUAUGUUUCUCUGACCUUGCCGGUGAGGGAACAGAGAGACGCAGACACGCGAAAACUUUCAAGUCGCGGCGGUCAGUCUUUAGUCUGUUUUUUGAAAGUCUGUACUGUAAAUUUUAAAGGCGCAUGAACAAAACAUAUGAAGAUUUUUUGAUUGUCAUUUUUUUAAUACAAGAAUUCAGCAGUUUUUGAUUUUACAGUUAGGAUUUUUUAGAACGUUUGUACUUGGAAAAUCAUAGAAAUCGGAAGUUUUCAGGUCCACAAACUCGGAUCAAGGAUCGAGGUGAUGAAAGCGAUCCAAAAGCUGAAAAGUAAUCAACAUACGCUGCACAAUUUCCCGACUCUUGAGCAAGCCAGGAAUAUUGAGCUGGCCAAGGUGAUUUCGGGGAGAAAAUGAGUCCCGGGGCGACUUGAAUCGCGAACAAGAAAUUCCAGAGUGGUCCCUAUAGGGUUAGGGAGAACAAACAGACCCUAUAGGGGCUGAAAAAGUGGUAUUUGUAGGGGUAAAAUGGAGCCGAUCCCUAUAGGGAUUUAGGGUCUUACAUCUUAGCACUUAAAGCUUAAGUGGCCCCUAUAAGGGUCUUUCAACUUCAAGUAACGCUUAAUUAUUCAGUUUUUCACAUGGGAAUGCUUCUUCUCAUAGAGUUUAUAACGAUUUUCGACCAGAAUGUCCCCUAUAGGGGUAUGUAAAGUGGUCCCUAGAGGGGACCCGUUAAACUAUCGAAAUUUCAGAGAUCCGUCAGCAAAGAAGUGCCCGCCGCCCGAAUCGGAAAUAUUCAUAUCGUACUGAUCCUGGGCGUCUACCAAAGACCUUGUGCCAAUGGCAGAUCUCGAUUCAAGUUUUUCGUAGACUCGGAUUGGGAUGAUGACUAUGUCCGCGAAUCAAUAAAUGAAACAUUCCUUGCUUUUCGAAUUUUCAGAUGGAAUCGACACCUCCAAGGAAAGUACACGAGUUCGUCAAGUCUGCAUGUUUUUGUGUCAUUGACGAUGUUAAAGGGGUUGGUUUUUGAGUUUUUUUUUUUUGAUUUUGUAAUUUUUGAAACGCUUUGCGGUGCUUUUUUUUCUGUAUAAAAAGUUAAUGCUUUUUGAUAAGUUAGGACCGAAAAUAAUUCCAUAGAAAUUUUCCUUUUAGGGUGAAAAAGGGUCCUUUUUAGCUGUCUUUUUGCCCCAUUUUAUCGACUUUUUUGCACCAUUUUUAGUGCCUCUCCCUUUUUCACUGUUUCUUGAGCCUUAUAAAUCCCAGAAAAAAUGGAAGGCUCGAUGUAGGGACCUGUUUUGCUGCCUUUAUGCUGCCUUUUUGCCGCCUUUUUUGAACCUCUCCUUUUUAGUGGCCUAUAUCCAUAAUUCCGGCUUCGCCAGAGCCUCAUUUUCCGAUGAUACUUCGAAAAAUUAUUGAUUCAUUUUUUGAGGAAAAAAAAAAUUAAGUCUUCCGUUUUCCAGAAGCCUCUCAAUGAACCAAGUUUUGCGGUUUCGACGUCCUCUGGCUGCUGUGCGAUGGAAGAUUGGGUCACGACCGAUGAGAAUAUCAAAUCCGUCAAUUUAAUCGCCAAUGUCCAGUUUUCCGAUAAUAUUGUAAAUAUCCAUCAUUUUGCAAAAAAAAAAAUUGAGUUUAUUUUGAUAGAAUCAGCCGCGGAAUACCGAAUUCCGCCUUCACAUCACCGAUUUUCAAGCGACACGAACUCUGGAAAUCAGGAAAAUCGAGUUGAAACUGAGGCGAAGCUCCACGUCGACCACGUCUCCAAUAUCGCCCAAUCCUGGGAUGCUUCAAGUUGGUUUCAGACCUACAGGGACUCGUUCGGUUUGCACUGCGCCGUCUCCGCUGGCCAUACUUUAGUCUGUUCAGAAUUUGAAUGUCAAGUAGAAUGACGUCAUUCCAAAACGCUAUGUGGAUGGCUCGCUCUCUGAUUGGUUUAUCGCGCCGUUAGGGGGCGGAGCUUCAGCGAGAACUUGACAUUUGAAAUCUGAACAGACUAUAGACGAUUUCUUCCUAUUUAAUAAAAUGAACAUGCUUUUUUCUACCUUAAUAGAUGAAAAAAAUUACAGAAAGAUCGACUUUUUACUUACUAGAGACGGACUUCUCAAAUUAGGCCCUUUUUCAAGACUUGCUGUCGUUUGCAAUAAGUUCAUCAUUAAAAUUAAAAUGAUAUCUUGGAAUGUUCUAAUUGUGUUUUUCUUCUAUUUUUCCAUUUUUUCAUACAAAAAACUCAUUUUUAACGGAGAUAUCGCCUAAAAACCUCGGUCGGUGUACGCACAGCUUAAACCACGGCGUUCCUAAUGGGGGUGAGGGAAGGUGAGCGAGACGUCAAAGUUUCUAAAUUUACAGAAAAAAUUUUGUGCGCGCUACGGAUAAAAUGACGUCAUUCUACGUCACAAAUUAAACUGAGUAUUCAACGUUAAUAACUUGUUUGUUCGAUCGCCUUCGGCUGAAGUACUGUAGAUUUCAAAUUUCGCGCCAAAAUUUUUUUGACGUCUUGCCACCCCGUUUGGGAACGCCGUGUAAACCUACAGUGUGCAAAACCAGACGGGCUGAAAAAUGUUUUUUUUUUCCAGGGUUUAAAAAAAAUUUUGGGCUCAGUUAUUCGAGCCGAUUUUUCAGUGUUGUAUAGUGAAAUAUAUAAAACUUUAAUUCACUAAACGUUUGCUCCAUAUAAAAAUUGAAAAAAAGCCUAACGCGAUUGCGCAGAAAUGAAACUGUGAAGCUGACCUGCACAUCUUAAUAAUGCGCGGCAAUUUGAAAUGGUGUAGAUUUACGGGGUUAAAUCUAGACACUAUAACAUUCAGAAAUGCUUAUGGGAAGAUUUUCAAAGCCUAAAAAUUGAAGUAGAUCCUUUAAACUUUUUAUUUAUCCGAGAAGAAGAAAGCACAUUUCAGACAGUCAGUUACCCACAACUGCGUGGAGCCUGGCACCGGAAAGCGACUUUGGGAAGGCAAAACUUGACGGAGAACGAGUUGGUCUCGGUUCAUGGUGAAUUUCACAAGAAAAAAUAUUAUAAGAUGAAGAUUCCUUGAUUUCAGAAGCCCUUCGCGCCCCGGUCAUUGAAGAAAUCCGCAACGACUCUGCCACCGUGGCUAAUGAACACGUGCCGGGACGCCGGAAAAAGACAAUCUCUGAGGUUUUCCCCGAAAAGAGAAAACUUUGGGGUUUUUUUAUAACUGCCAGAGUCAUUGCAACUCAAAAUAACCGAGUUCUUGACGUUUUCCGAAAUUUCCCCUGGGUAUUGGUCAAAGUUUGAAUGUUGAAGUUUUUGAUGUUCUUUUAUUAUUGGAAACUUCAGAGCCUUGAAAUUUUGGUUUUUGCUGAUUUUUAUUCUGCUUUCAGCAGCAUUUAUAGUGAAAAAGGUGGUGAAAAGGCUUGAAAAAAAAUUUAAGGGGGAUUUUCGGAAAGUGUGUUUAUUUUGUAGCGGGUUCAAUUUUGGGCUUUUUAAUCAAAAAAUUGUCACUUUUGAACAUGCGAAAAGUCGGAAAGGGUGGAAAAAAGCUUCAUAAAAAAAUGUUCCUUUUUGGUACCUUUUUGCGCCAUUUCACCCCCUGGACAAGAAAUUUGUUUUGUGUUCUGCAAUCAGGAGGUUUUUAAAGUACACUUCAGUGAAAAGUUUCAUCAAAAUUUGAACCGAGGGGGAAGAGGUAAAAAAACGUCCCCUAGUGAGAUAACAUUAUGGAUUCAUCUGGAGUUAACUUCUCUUUCUCAAAAAUUCAUAAAAAAUGAUAAUUUUCAAGUUAUAAAACGAUUUUCAGGGCGAAUCGACGUCAGCCAAAGAAAGAAAGAAAAACAAGGGGAAGCCGUCGGUCCACGGUGGGAAAGACAAAUGGAGCUGGGACAAACGAGCCAGACCGAAAUUUCUCUGA